This is a messenger RNA of Lodderomyces jiufengensis, 1161 nucleotides long. It is a transcript of the gene PTC8, whose product is annotated as Ptc8p. The coding region runs from base 1 to 1161 and encodes 386 amino acids. The record is from RefSeq and is a predicted model, not a curated record. The transcript has a single exon. Lineage: Eukaryota; Fungi; Ascomycota; Pichiomycetes; Serinales; Debaryomycetaceae.
AUGUCACUACCUACUUACUUAUUCAAAUCAAAAUUAUUAUAUAAAAAUAUACUACUACCUUAUAGUAAAUUAAAAAUACCUAAUAGAAAAUUAUCAUCAUAUUUUGAAGGUGCAAGAAAUUAUUUUCUUGGAUUUAAUAAUUCAGAAGAUGAAAGAAUAGAACCUGUUGAUGAAAGUAUACCAUUUGUACAAUAUCCAUUAUUUACAAGAGAUCAAUUAAAAAAAAUUGCAUCUGAUAAAUUUAAAUUUGAUUUUGGUUAUGCAUCAUUUGGUUUCCAUUCUGAUUCUAUUGUACCUUCAAUAAAUUCUUUAAGUGAUUUAACUGAUCCAACCCAAUUAAAUUCUUUAUUACCAAGAAGAAGACCUCAAGGUUCACCAAGUGAUACUUUAAGUAUAAAAGCUGGUGAUGAUACAAUGUUAGUUUCUCCUUCAGUUUUAGCUAUAGCUGAUGGUGUUAGUGGUUGGGAAAGUGAUGGAGAAUUAGCAAAUUCUGGUAUAUGGUCAAGAUCAAUUGUUGAAACUUUUAGUAGAUUAAUGACUGAAUAUAAAAUAAGUCAUACUCCUCAUCAUUUAAAAAGAAGAGAUAUUGAAGAAAUUUUAGAUGAUUCAUUUUUACAUACUUCUCAUUUAAUGGAUUUACAAAAAUUAAGUGGUUCAUCAACUUUAAUAUUAGGAAUGUUAAGUGGUGAUAUUUUAUUAAUGAUUAGUAUUGGUGAUUCAAAAAUUUUUAUAAUUAGAGAUAAUAAAAUAAUUUUAACAAAUAAAGAAGAAUCAAUGAAAUUUUGUCCAACUCAAAUUGGUACAAAUACUAUAACAACUAUGCCAUCAGAUUUUGCUUGGAUUGAUCUGUUUAAAUUAAAAGAAAAUGAUUAUAUAAUAAUGUGUUCAGAUGGUAUAACAGAUAAUUUAUAUGAAUGGGAAAUUAAUAAUUAUUUAAAUGAAUUUAUAAAUGUUAAAAAAAAUAAUUUAAAAACUGUUGCAAAUAAAUUAUUAAUAAAAGCAAAAGAAGUUGCUUUUGAUGAUUAUGCUUAUACUCCUUAUAAUGAAAAAGUUAAUUCAAAUCCUAAUAACAAAAAUAAUAGUCAAGGAGGUAAAGUUGAUGAUAUGUCAAUAGUUGUUGCACAAGUUAUAAAAAAUAAAAAAGAACAAGUAAAUAAUUAA